CGCUUGCAACCUUAAGUGACGAGGACCAGCUAAAUGUCCGGGGAUUCCCCUGGUGCAGGUGCAUGACAUAAUUAUUUUCUCACACCGCUAAUCAAAAAUCACCUUACUGGCGCUUACAGCUUUCCCGCCUAUUUUCUAACCGCCACUAUCUAAAUGUUCGUCUCUCCCAGGCCGGCCAUAUCUGCUCAUAUGCUAGCCCUACAAGUAGGGCUGUAGUGGCUCUCUUUUACAAUCUGUCUCUUAACUGGUGGCGGUUAGCUUCACGCUUGGAAUAAUGCUGGAGUUCGGAGCGUGAAAUGAACUUUUUUGAACAUCAGUGGAUCCUAUAUUCUUGCAGAAGGACGAUAUUUAAUCAAUCUUCCUUCUGGUGAUUAACUGCGUGGAGUGAUGAAAGUGAACAUGUUCGGGAUCUCGUACUGUGUGGGCCCCACACAUAGGUUUAUGUACACAAAUUUAUACGCGCGGGAAGUUGUGUACAGUUUGUAAUGCAAUUGUGGCUUUUGCCAUUGAAAUAAGUUAAAAACUUGAGCUUACUCGGGCGUAGGAAACUGUCUACUACAUAACCUACCUGUACCACCUACCAAAAUAUUACAAGAAAGGUGCAUGAUCAGAUGGAAGAGCCAGGCUAUAAUAUAAUCGACGAAUCCGACUUGAAAUACGGUAAGCUAUUAAGUUCAAGCGAGGGCAGAAAUUCAGUGUACAAAGCAGAAUGGAGUCCUAAAGGAUACCCUACCCAGCAGGUCACUGCAAAGAGCUGCAUUCGAUUUCGAGAGGAGGAAGCCAGAAUUCUGGCUAAGCUGUGCCACAAAAAUGUCAUCAAGUUUUGGGGAGUCGUAAAGUGCAAGAUCCCUCCAGAUCAUUGUGUCAUUGUUGCUGAAUAUGCUGAGAAAGGAUCACUGUACAACAUAAUCUCUAAAAACUGGCCACUAGUUAGCAAAGAUCUGUGCAUGAAAUGGGCUCAGGAGGGUGCAGAGGCCUUAAGCUACAUUCAUCGAAUGAAGUACCAGCACGGGGAUGUGAAGUCCCCAAAUUUCGUCCUUUCAAGAGAUGACACUCUAAAGAUAAUUGACUUUGGAACAGCCAGGGAACAUGUUUAUACAGUUUCAACCAAUACUCACAGAGGAUCAUUUCCCUGGAUGGCACCAGAGGUCAUGGGCAUUGUUCAUGAUCAUGAAAAAAGGAAUGCCAGACCUAAAGUUACAACCAAGGCAGAUGUUUUCUCCUAUGCUGUAGUUAUGUGGGAAAUGAUUACUGGCAAGAUUCCCCAUGCAGGGAAGCUUAUGCUUGAAAUUUAUGUUGCAGUUGUUCAAAACAAAGAAAAACUUGAAAUACCCAAAGACUGUCCGGAAGGGUGGGCAUGCCUCUUAAGGAGUUGCUGGAAUCCAGAUUACAAGCAGAGACCCACGAUGGAGCAGGUGCUAGAAACUCUUGUCGGUCUGAAGAGAGAUUCAAAGUCCUUGAUAUUGACAGUAGGAGAUGAAGAUACACUAUUUGUCAGUCCAAGGAAGAAGGUGAAGUCUGCAGAACGUGAUGAUGUCAAAGAUUCAGCUGACGUCGCCAACAAGGAAAUUGAGGAGGGAUAUCAGAGACCUGGCAAACAAGAGGAGAGACCAUUGCCUUUCCAUUGUGUUGCUGAUACAACUUCUGUACCUCCCGGCGAUCGAAUCCUGAUAGCAGAGCUGAACUUGUCCUUGUAUGUCAGGAAAGGAAAGAUGCGUCCAUGGCAUCUCAAGGUGUGGAGGCAUCACGUAUUUGAAAGCAUUCCACUACCCACACAGACAGGCGGGUACUUUUUCAAAGGCAAACUGAGAGAUGAAAGUGGAGUGCCAAUCUACUUCAUUUGCUUCGAAAGAACCUUUGAGAAAUGUAGGGAUCGCUUUGAUAUGAUAACGAACAGUGGAAAAGACAGACCACUGUACAUGCAGUAUGUAACUGUCCUGGAACAGGAUGAGGGGUAUGGAGGACCGGAAAAUGGGGAAAGUGAAUAUAAACUGAAAAUAGAUGAACAUUCAGAAAUUUGGUGGGCUUAAUGUAACUGUGAAUCUCUGUGAAGUCAGAAGGCAACCUAAUGUGGGGCCUGAACCUGCCCCAUGGAAUGAUGGACUUCUUCUUUACUAAAUGAGCUACAUGUAUGUUGAGACGUCAGUUGCUGGAAUUCUCAAAGUGUCAGUGUCUUUACCUUAGGGAUCAGUAGAAAUGAAGAUGAAACCUGCUUUCUCGGUUCCCAAACCGCAAAGCUAGGUUCUAGAAUAAGCAUUUAUAAAGUGAAAUCACUUAGUUCAGAGAUCAUUUGAAAAGAAAAUCUACUCCAAGCACAAACUCAAAUGAAAUUAAGUCUUGAGUUAGCACAUGAUUGAAUGAUUUACUCCCUGUUUUUUUAGGAGUGAAUUUUUGCUCUUUAAAGUUUAGAAAGUGCGUGCCAUUUGCGGUCAGAAAUUGUGCCAACAGUCAACUGUCGUCGCUUCCUACAAUUGUUAAAAUAACCAUUUGCCAGUCAUAUGUUAUGGUGAGGAAUUCACCUAGACUGAGUUACUCAGAAAAAGUAUAUAAAGCAAUACAAAAGUAUUUCAUCUAGUCCACUUUUUAGUCCUCAUUAGGGACAUAGGCCUGCAUGCGUUUACUAAAUGAAGGAAAAGUUCAUACGUACAUAAUGUAAGUGCCAAAUGAUAUUAAAAUUUCGGGGAAAAAUUGCUGAAUUGCAUUACAGAAGACCAUGUGUCUGUGUAAGACUUUCGUUGAAUUGCAAAUGGUAUCCUAAUGCUUCGAUUGCAAAUCACUAAAAUUAAUAUAACAGGCACAGAAAAUGCCAGUCUGAAACAGUUUCAUACAUAAGAAGUUGGAUUCCGGUGAACCAGAGCAUUGCAACUUAUCUCAGCCUAGUUAAAGGGAAUAUAAUGCAAAAACAUGUUGAACCAAAGAGCGUACAAUUUUCCCUUAGACUCAAAUCAGGAGGAAUAAUGACACAUGCAAAUAGUGGAUCACCUUGGGAGGCAACAGUCACAGUGACAGCAGUAAACACACGUAGUUGUUUAUUUGUUUUUCACCCUUUAUAGUGCUCAUCAAGUUAAAGCCAUUGUUUCACAGAUACAAGAUUAAUUUACACAUUAAAGUAUGCGUGUAUAUAUGUAUGUAAUGCUUUUAAGCUAUACAAAACUUCAGAAGCUAGUAUACAGAGAUUACAUUGAGUUGCUGACAUCUGCAGUUUCAAAAGUGCCACGGGGAAAGUGGGAUCCCCCAAAAGGGGUACCUGUUUUAUUUACAUGUAGUUUGUUUUCCCAUUCAACAACACCCUGGGUCAUUCCAUUGCAAUUUGUACACACGAUAGGUAAAUACAUUCCAUCCAUGGCGUACCUAUUCCACAUGUUGGGCCAAGUAAGAGAAAGUAAGUUGAUAUUCAGAUCUUUACCUUUAUCGUUUUCGAAGCCGCAUCUUUCUUUUUGAAAAUUUCCCCUUAAAUCCACGUAUAUACACUUAAAUUCAUUGCUGGUUUUUUAGCUGGUUCGGCAGUUCAGCAGAACCAGUAUUGUAAUCGUUCUGGUUUUUUUUUCUUUCCUUUUUUUUUUCUUCUUCUUCAGCCAAAUUUUUCUACCCCUACACUUCGGCACCUAGGAAAAUCAGAACAAUUUCAAACUUGGAGGAUAGUUGUGUGAUCAUCCAAGGACGGUCCUAGAAGAAAUUCACAGU
Messenger RNA from Acanthaster planci (crown-of-thorns starfish), 3684 nucleotides. RefSeq names its product mitogen-activated protein kinase kinase kinase 20-like. Lineage: Eukaryota; Metazoa; Echinodermata; Asteroidea; Valvatida; Acanthasteridae. The record is from RefSeq and is a predicted model, not a curated record.